UUCUCAAACAAACUUCUACCCACUCUCUCAGUAGUACAAAGAGCUAUCUUGUUUGAUCAUAUCACCAGCAAUGGCUUCUCAUGGGAACCAACUUACUUCAAUCUUCUCUCUGAUGUUCAUCAUGUUCAGUACAUUGUUUCUCAUUAGCGGCAACCACGUGACGGUUGUUCAAGCAGGUCGUUAUCUAUUGGAAACAACAGAAACUGUUCCGGAGAUUCCAACACCUACAUUACCUAAAUUUGAACUACUACCAUUUCCUGAGAUCCCAAGCUUUCCAAAGCCAGAAUUGCCACAGUUGCCAAAGCUUGAAAUUCCAGUUCUACCGAAACCAGAGUUGCCGGAACUGCCCAAGAUUGACAUCCCGUCAUUUCCAAAGCCCGAGUUUCCAUCAUUUCCUAAACUUGAAAUCCCUUCUCUGCCUAAGCCCGAAUUGCCAUCAGUUCCAAACACUAAAACGGCGUCUUUAACCGAGAAGCCUGAGGUGCCAAAGCUUGACGUUCCAACUCUGCCAAAACCUGAAUUGCCAAAAUUCGACGUGCCUACUACAAUUCCAAAGCCUGAGUUGCCGAAGCUUGAAGUCCCAAAGCCCGAGUUGCCAAAGCUUGAAGUGCCAAAGCCGGAGUUGCCAAAGCUUGAAGUACCAAAGCCUGAGUUGCCGAAGCUUGAAGUCCCAAAGCCCGAGUUGCCGAAGCUUGAAGUGCCAAAGCCUGAGUUGCCAAAGCUUGAAGUCCCAAAGCCUGAGUUGCCGAAGCUUGAAGUCCCAAAGCCUGAGUUGCCAAAGCUGGAUGUUCCCAAGCCAGAAUUACCGAAGUCCGAGUUGCCUAAGACAGAACUCCCUAAGCCUGAACUUCCCAAGCCUGAGUUGCCAAAGACCGAAUUGCCGAAGCUGGAAAUUCCCAAGCCUGAAUUACCAAAACUUGAUAUCCCAACUUUUCCAAAGACUGAAACGGUGUCUUUAACCGAGAAGCCAGAGGUGCCAAAGCUUGACGUUCCAACUCUGCCAAAACCUGAGUUGCCAAAACUCGACGUGCCUACUACUCUUCCAAAGCCUGAGUUUCCGAAGCUUGAAGUCCCAAAGCCCGAGUUGCCAAAGCUUGAAGUCCCAAAGCCUGAGUUGCCGAAGCUUGAAGUCCCAAAGCCUGAGUUGCCGAAGACAGAACUUCCUAAGCCUGAACUUCCCAAGCCUGAGCUGCCAAAGCUGGAAUUUCCCAAGCCUGAAUUCCCAAAAUUUGAUAUCCCAGCUUUUCCAAAACUUGUAUUCCCCAAGAUCCCUACUGAUUUUCCUAAACCUGAACUGCCCAAGUUUGAAAUCCCAAAACUGCCAGAAUUGCCUAAAAUUCCAGAAACUCUACCAAAACCAACAUUGCCUGAGCUUCCUAAAGACUCUCACUCAACCAGCCCUUGAUUGAAUAGUUCUCCCAGUUGAAGUCCUCCAAUCUAAGUGGUGACAUUUUCGAGGAUAUGCAUCUACAUUCGAGUUUCUGAUUUCGAGCUUUUCUAUUCAGUUUGGUAAUUCCUGAUGGUUUAUGGUUUGUAUAUGUCAUGCCUAUCUUGCUUGCUUUCAUAGUUUUCUGUAUUAUUUGGCUCAUAUUGACGCCGUAUACGCUGUUUGUUUAAUUUUUUAUAGCAGUAUAUCUGUUGUCUGUAUGGGAUAUGUUUCAUCGGAGGGGAUCUGUAUUCAUUGUAUUGAUCAUAUAGUUCCCUGUAUAUUUAUGAAUUUGCGUAUCUAGAACUAGUAAAAUUGCGCGCUA
Papaver somniferum (opium poppy) is the source of this 1751-nucleotide messenger RNA. RefSeq names its product protein PELPK1-like. The transcript has a single exon. The record is from RefSeq and is a predicted model, not a curated record. Lineage: Eukaryota; Viridiplantae; Streptophyta; Magnoliopsida; Ranunculales; Papaveraceae. The coding region runs from base 71 to 1405 and encodes 444 amino acids.